AUGUCAAUUUUUAUUGAAAGUAUUCCAUUUCCCAUAAUAUUUUUUUGCGCAAUUACAAUGGUUAAAUACGUCAAUUCACAUACUGGACUUGAUGUGAAGAUGAAAAAACUGUUUAGACAAUUAACAAAAACAUUAAUAAUUCUGGUAUGCUGUUGUUCCAUUCAUAAAACAAGCAGCAAUGUUAAUACUUAUAUAUUAUGA
Meloidogyne enterolobii is the source of this 201-nucleotide messenger RNA. NCBI's taxonomy places the organism in Eukaryota, Metazoa, Nematoda, Chromadorea, Rhabditida, Meloidogynidae. The record is from the annotation of a GenBank genome assembly.